This is a messenger RNA of Hibiscus syriacus, 1843 nucleotides long. Its product is annotated as cytochrome P450 90A1-like. Lineage: Eukaryota; Viridiplantae; Streptophyta; Magnoliopsida; Malvales; Malvaceae. Gene Ontology annotation, molecular function: oxidoreductase activity, acting on paired donors, with incorporation or reduction of molecular oxygen; monooxygenase activity; iron ion binding. The coding region runs from base 69 to 1535 and encodes 488 amino acids. The record is from RefSeq and is a predicted model, not a curated record. The transcript has 8 exons. Gene Ontology annotation, biological process: multicellular organism development; brassinosteroid biosynthetic process; brassinosteroid homeostasis.
UUUGCCAUCUCUCUUCGUUUAUGUUCGAAAAAAAUAAAAGGAGAUAAGGAGAAAAAAGCCUUUUGUUCAUGGCUAUCUUCGUUCACUAUCUUUUCAUUAUUCUCAUCUCCACCGUCAUCUCCGUCGUCUCCUUCCUCCUCCACCGUUCUAGGCGUCUCCGGAGCCUCCGUCUACCACCGGGAAACUUGGGUUUACCUUUCAUCGGGGAGACCUUACAGCUUAUAUCUGCUUACAAGACCGAGAACCCCGAGCCGUUCAUCGACGAAAGGGUGAAACGUUACGGUUCGGUCUUCACGACUCAUAUUUUCGGCGAACCGACUGUCUUUUCAGCUGAUCCGGAGACGAACCGGUUCAUCUUACAAAACGAAGGGAGGCUGUUCGAGUCUAGUUACCCCGGUUCGAUCUCGAAUUUGCUUGGGAAACACUCGCUGCUAUUGAUGAAAGGCAACCUUCACAAAAGAAUGCAUUCUUUGACCAUGAGUUCCGUCAGCUAUUCAAUUAUCAAAGAUCAACUCUUGGUCGAUAUAGACCGGUUAAUCCGGAUCAACUUGGAUUCCUGGACGGACCGUGUCCUUCUCAUGGAAGAAGCCAAGAAGAUAACUUUUGAGUUAACGAUAAAACAACUAAUGGGCAUUGAUCCCGGUGAAUGGAGUGAAAGUUUGAGAAAACAAUACGUUCUUGUUAUUGAAGGCUUCUUCACCAUCCCUUUACCUUUAAUUUCGAUCACCUAUCGUCGUGCAAUCAAAGCAAGAAGGAAAGUGGCAGAGGAACUGGGGAAGAUAGUGAGGGAAAGAAGAGAAGGGUAUGAAAGAGGUGAGAGGAAGAGUGAUAUGUUGGGAGGAUUAUUAGGGCACGAGGGAAUUUCAAACGAGGAAAUCGUGGAUUUCAUGGUGGCUUUGCUUGUUGCUGGCUAUGAGACUACUUCAACUAUCAUGACACUUGCUGUCAAAUUCUUGACCCAAACCCCUCUUUCUUUGGCUCAACUCAAGGAAGAGUACGAGGAGAUUAGGGAGAAGAAAAGCGAGUGGGAAGCUCUUGAAUGGAGAGAUUAUAAGUCAAUGUCAUUCACUCACUGUGUUAUCAACGAGACCUUGCGAGUCGCAAACAUUAUCAGUGGAGUUUUCAGACGAACAAUAACCGACGUCAACAUAAAAGGUUACACAAUUCCCAAGGAUUGGAAGGUUUUCGCAUCGUUUCGAGCCGUCCAUCUUGAUCAUGAUCAUUUUGAAGACGCUCGUACUUUCAAUCCGUGGAGAUGGCAGGUACAGAAGAAAAAUAUUUUUUACGUAUUUGCCUGGAAUGAAUUUGGACAGAAUGUCCAGGGGACGAGCUGUUCCGGGAAUUUUUACACGCCGUUCGGAGGAGGACCUCGGUUGUGCCCUGGAUAUGAGCUUGCUAGAGUUGAAAUCUCUGUAUUCUUACACCACCUUGUAACUCAAUUCAGUUGGGUACCUGCUGAAGAAGAUAAGCUAGUUUUCUUCCCCACGACGAGAACACAAAAACGAUACCCCAUCAAUCUGCAGCGUCGAUGCUAAUUUAACUUGUCCGAAUCUGAUGGUGAGGGAUAAAAGUAUGUGUAGGAAAGCAAGGGUUGUCAGAGGAUGGAAUAUCCGAUUGAGGAAGCCAUUGUUUCUCUUCGAAUUACCGAAAGAUGGAGGAGAAGUCCCUAACGUUGAGGAUACGGUCGACUAGAGGAGGAGAGACGAUCAUCAGGGGUCGAACAGUCUUUAGGAAUAUAAAACGAAAGAGGAAGAGAGAACAAAGUUUGAAAAACAGAAAUCAUUGUCUCUCUACUAUGUAUUUGAUUGACAUUUUUGUAAAAAAAAAAACAUAUAUUUCUAAU